AUGGAUGGUCUGGUAGAUGGACAGAGAACGACCGCUGUUCCCCCGUCCAUCCGCCUGUACAGAAGAGAAGACGGAGCCUUACGGUGCACGCUGCUCGAAUUACCGCUGACCCAUUACCGUCGCUACCGCGCGAAUAAAGGGCUUCACGGCCUGUUGACGGUGUGGGAAACGGCGCCUAUGCUUCGUCGAUUGUACGGUACCUGGCCAUCAGACGCCCGUAGCGAGGCGGCGUUUAAACUUCUUCUGAAUGCCCGUCUUCGGUCGGCGCUGAGGUGGACUCCGAGUCCAGACCUCAUCCCUUUGCGGACUUCUUUAUUGAUGGUGCUAAUUGGCACCGUUUCUCUGUCCGUAAAGUGGUCCACGAUUGUAAAGUUCAAGGUUGUCUCCAAGAAAGCGUUUCGUUUCUGUACCCCCCCCCACCCCUCCUCCGCCCAUUUGUUGGUCGCGUUCGAUCGAACCGUGCAACGAGGCAGGCACAUGUCCAGUUUGACGGCAUUUGCAGGGUAA
This is a messenger RNA of Soboliphyme baturini, 507 nucleotides long. Lineage: Eukaryota; Metazoa; Nematoda; Enoplea; Dioctophymatida; Soboliphymatidae. The record is from the annotation of a GenBank genome assembly.